UCUUCCGCAGACGGAGGUGUCUCGCCGGUGUACAGUCUCUUUUUCUCUCUCCCGUUUGUCCGUCGUUUUUCCACCACUUGUUAUCAAUUUCAACAGUAAAUAAUACAUUUAUUUUAUUCGAUUAGCGCGUGUGUGCGAUCGUCUAUCUGCGUGCGUGGGUGCUAUUUUUUGCACGUGGCCAUCGCAUUCGUCUUAACAAUGUUCCGCGUACAACGUUUGUUAUCGUGCCGCCAGUGAUUUCAUCGCAACUCUAUCUUCAACCGGUCAAAAUAUAUUCGUUUGCAAUACCCGAAUUGAACAAAAUGAUUGACCGCCGUCCGGAUUUAGAGGUGAUCGACGUCUCUCGGAACGGGUUAAUAACUGAAAUGGACACGCCUCAGUACAGUCUCCGGUGGAACAACCAUCUGGUUCAAAUGAUGGACGCCAUCGAAGUGCUUCUGCAGAACGAGACUCUCGUGGACGUGACGUUGGUUUGCGAAAAAACACAGUUCAAAGCCCACAAAGUCGUCCUGUCCGCUUGCAGCCCGUAUUUCCAAAGGCUUUUCUCGGAAACGCCGUGCAAACAUCCCGUAAUCGUGCUUAAGGAUUUGCCAGACUGGGAAAUGAGAGCCAUCAUACACUUCAUGUACAAAGGAGAGAUAAACGUAGGCCAGGAACAGUUGCCACUGCUGUUACAAGCCGCCGAAACGUUACAAAUUCGAGGUCUUGCCCAUACUGAGCGCAUUCCGUUGUUCAUCGACUCGCCCACCCCGUCGCUAACAACGCCAACAGAAGUCCAACAUCCGCCACCGCCGCCGCCGCCGCCGCCACCACCACCGCCGCCGCCGUCUCAGUCACAUCACCACGGGCACAAUUACCACGGUCAUCAUCACCAUCAUUCCAGGGGCCACAGUCCCAAAUCCAACGCCGAGUUAGUAAACGGACAGAGUUCGCCGGGCAAAAGCGGUCACCAUCACCAUCAUCACCAUCACCGGCACCGCACCGAUUCCCCGCAAAGUCCUCGGAACAAACAGCACCGGCAACCGUCUCCUCAACAACUUCCACGUCACCACCGCGAGGGAUCGGCCGGCCGCAUGUCCCCGACAACCCGUAUGUUCUUCCAAGCUGCUGCUGCGGCGGCGGCGGUGGCUGCGGCUUCGUCCAAUCCUUACGAACAGUCGCACGUCCGGCUACCACAAAUACCGCACCUCCCACCAAUCACGUUCAACGAUAGAAACUGCCCGUCGCCUACCCCUCGAAGGAAACAGGCUAGACCGAGGAGACGAUCUGGUGAAGCGAUUGGUCCCCAAGAUUUAAGUAAAGCCCCAUCACCUUCGAAUUAUUACAACAAUAUUGCUGAAAAUUUGUCUAUGAAAAAAUCACCCAAUAACGAAGAUAGCAACAACGAAAAUACACCUACAAAUUGGAGCUGUAACCAAAAAAAGCAAGUCAGAACACCGUCUCCGCCAACCAAUAAGCAAAUGAAAGUCGAGGUAGAAGAAUCAGAACAGAUUGCAGACUUGGGACAGAGUCAGCCGGUGGAGCUGACUGCCGACCGAAACAAUCCGAACGUAAACAACAAUAAUAACGUGCAGCCUAGUAAUAAAAAGAACCACCAUCACCAUCAUCUUAACCAUCAGCAACAGCAGCAGAGGCACCCGGACUUUCCUUUUUACGGUUCUGAUCCCAUGAGCAUACCGCUUAAUCCACACGACCCGCAUUUUGAAAACUCUUUGUUUCCCCCGUUCGGGCCGUUGUCUUCGCUGUCUCUACAAGGACCUCCACACAUGUUUCCGAUAGAUGGUCAAUUUGGUUUGUUUCCCGGUCUAGACGGCUGUAGAAACCCGCUACUGAACGAUUUGAUCGAGCCUAGGUUCGACAACCCGCCGCCGAGCAAAAAGAAAAAAAAAAUGUUUCCCGUCGGACGACCAAAAGGCCAACACAGUGCGCCCCGGGGUGGUCCUCCUAGGUCUUGGACUAACGCAGAGUUGACCGAAGCACUUCAGCACGUUUGGAACAAGAAGAUGACAACGUCGCAAGCUUCGAGGAUAUUCGGCAUUCCGUAUAACAGUCUGUUGAUGUACGUGAGGGGCAAGUACGGCAAGUCUCUGAAGUUAGAGCAGUUGAAAAAAGAAUGUUUCGGCGACAUCAACGGACCGCUAGACCUGUUACACUUUGGAUCGAUAUCAAACAACAACAACAGCAGUAACAAGAACAAUAACAACAACAGCAACAACAACAACAACAACAACAAUAACAACAGUGGCAGCAACGGCGGUGGUGGAAGCAACAACGGUACGGCCAACAACGGUAACGGGGCGGGCGCCAACAACGGCGGUAAUGGACAAUCGGUGACGUCGCAUAACCCACCGCCAGAGCCCGCCGACCUGAUGCUCGGGCCUCCCGGAUUCAACCCACCAUCCUUUCCCGCACCCAACUUCUUCCCAGACUUCGGAUCCACGUUCCCGAUGGGCAUGGACAUGAUACACCUGAUGCAGCAGCAACACCACCAGCAACAACAACACCACAUGUCGCUAUCGAUGGACAAGCCGUACGGCGGCCUGGAUAUGGUCGGACAACAACAGCCGGGUGUAGCUUUGGACUACGCCAUGAAGUCGCCGGCGGCCAGUCGCAGCAACUCAGAACCGCCGACAAUGGGCGACGACGACGAGGACGAAGACGACGACGGCGUCAUCAGCGGCGAAGACGGUGUCGGCGGAAUCGACGGCGUCAGCGGUAGCGGCGGCCAGGGCGGAGGCGCCGACGACGACGACGAUGACGACGAAGAUGAUGAGGACGAAGACGAAGCGGUGGCCAUGGACUUCUCCAAGGCCGCGGACGAAGACGACGAAAGACUGAGUCCGGAAGUGGAUGACAAAGACAAAGAGCAAGACUGACACGGGGUGUUCAGGGACUUUGCGCUGGCGUUCGACACGGUACUUCAAACUUAAAUCCGGUGUUAUCCAUCCCCAGCCUCACAACCCGUCCACCGUUUAAUACUUCCCCCCACCCUCCGACGUGCGUGUACCUUAUUUGUAUUUCUAAUAAUUAUUAUUAUUAUCAUUAAGCGAAAUUUGUUCGGUUACGUACGCAUAGCGAAACGUCCGAAAGGUCUCGUGUAAAUAUAGUAAUUGUGUAAAAAAAUAUAAUAAUAAUAAUUUAAAAAAAAAUGUAUAUUAAAUAUUAUACAAUAUACAUAUUUAUAUUAUGAUAUAAUAUAAACUAAUAACUACAGCUAGCGAAUACAUACAAAGAAACUUGUAAACAGUUUAAAAACAAUACUGAUCAUGUAAAUAAUUUAGAGAAUUUCGAAAAAUAACAAUUGUACAUUUUAGAACAAACCGUAGCCAUUUCUAUAUAAUAUGAAUAUUAAAAUAUUGUUCCGAAACGAUUCAACAGUUCUGUCUGACAAACGAAUCAAAACGUUACAUUUACCUAUAUGCAGCCGAACACAUAAUGGUGUCUACAUACAGUUCCUAAUUUUUAGUUACAGUAUUUUUAAUAUUAUUUUUAUUUUUUAGUUAAAAAUCGUGUGCAUACUUCUGUGAAACUGUGAUUCCUAACACAAACAGUGGCUUUAGGUUUUACUGGAUUGCGUACGAUUAAUUUUAAUCAUAACUGUUAUUUACCUCGGUAUUAACACAAUAUAACUGUCAAAUUACAGAUAAUUGGUUCCUUGUGCAUAAGGCCACUCACAAAUAAUUUUUUUUUAUAGUUCCUCAACGAUCGCCAUUUUUUUGUUUUAAUUAUUCUGAGCCAUAAAAGCGCAAUAACGUUAGUACAAUUCGAUCGGGAAAUUAAAAUAAUAUACCUCCACAAACAUAUAAUAUUCACUUUUACUUUUAUAAACAAUUAUUAUUAUUAUUAUUAUUAUUAUAUAAUUCAUUCGGCAGUUAAAUUACUUCAUUAACAAAAAAAAAAAAUAACGGUGAAAUAAUAGAUACAAAUGUAUUAAAAUGUGGUGUAUUGUAUUUGUGAUAAGUCAUGACAUACAAAUAUGUACCAUGCUACCGUAAUACAUAAAAUAAUUUCUCAUAUUAUUAUUUAUUACAUAAAUAUUUAGCGAAAUACACUGAUGCAGGGUAAAACAUAUAAAACGUUUAUAAUACAAUACAGGUGUACCUCUACAUAUGCAUAAUAAUAAUAAUAAUAAUAAUAAUAGCAGAACAUGUUAUAAUAUUAUUUAUUCUUAUCUGUCAAUCAUAAACCAAAACGUUGUAUUAUUUAAAACAAUUAAUCAUUACUAAUGUAUCGUAUUAUUUUAUAUAGUAAUAAUAAUAUGUACAUGUAUUUAAAUUAUUAUGAUGUUUAAUUGAUACAUUAAUCUGUUAUACAAUUGUAAAAAAGGCGCGUGUGUAUUAAAAAAAAAGAAAAAAAAAACAUUAUGAAUAAUGUGUGUUACUCGAGUGCAAUGUAUUCAUUUUCAUGGUGAUUUAUUAUGUUACCUCUUAUACGAUAAAAAUAGUAAAUGUCUUAAGUUAAUUUUUAAGUUGCAAUUUAACUUUUUGUUUAUUUAUUUAUUAUUAUUCGGUUUUUUUUUGUUCCUUAAGGCUGUGUAUCUAUUCCGUAUCGUAUUUUUAUGUGUACAAAGAAUUGAAAAAGAAAACUAAAAAAUACAAUUAAUACAAAAUAAAUAAGGAAAAUUACACUUUUUAUUAAAUAUCUCUUAUCUACUAAAACUAUAAUAUUUAAUGGUAUGACAUUGUGGUGCAGCAUUUCAGGGCAUUAUACCAGUUUAUGUACCGUUUAUCGUUAGAAAAUAAUUUACUAUAUUUUAUAUAAAUUCUCUAAUACAAAUAUUUAAUAUAAAUAUAUAUAUAUAGUUAAGUUGCAUUACGUCCGAAUAGGUUAUAUUAUAAUCUACUUUAAAAUUUUUUUUUUUUCGUUUUGUUUUUAUAAUGUACGUGUAAAUUGAUUGAACAAAAAAGUUGUAUUGUUAAUAAUUUAGAAACUAGAAGUAUAGGUUAACGAAUAUAUAAUAAUAUUAUUAUUUAAUAAUAAGUUACGAAAACUUACCGUUUAUUUCUUUCUAUAUUAUUUUGUAUUAUUUACG
Adelges cooleyi (spruce gall adelgid) is the source of this 5032-nucleotide messenger RNA. RefSeq names its product transcription factor mef2A-like. Gene Ontology annotation, cellular component: nucleus. Gene Ontology annotation, molecular function: DNA binding; protein binding. The transcript has 10 exons. NCBI's taxonomy places the organism in Eukaryota, Metazoa, Arthropoda, Insecta, Hemiptera, Adelgidae. The coding region runs from base 303 to 2876 and encodes 857 amino acids. The record is from RefSeq and is a predicted model, not a curated record. Gene Ontology annotation, biological process: regulation of transcription by RNA polymerase II.